CGGUAACUAAUUAUUUUAUUCUCUUACUUUUCUAUAUUAUAUAACGCGUCUCUUGUUCCAUAACGCGUCUCUGAUUCCUAUAUAAAAGUUUGUGAUAGUUUCCUUGAUUCUAUAGGAUCUCUUCUCUUUCUCGGUAACUAAUUAUUUUGUUCUCUUACUGUUCUGUCUUAUGUUAUUUUAGGGUUUCGUUUGUUUUUUAGAAGACAAAGGGUUUUGCGGCUGAUUAAUCCUUAGGUCAUCAUAUCUUAUGACAUUGAGUCUACUUGUCGUACGAAAAAAGUGAUUUGAUUGUCGUAAAAAAAUCUGACAAGUUUUUAAUAAUAUCUCUUUUGACUUUUUUUGUACUAUUCAGAUUUUUUGUUUUGUUUUGUCUUGUUCCUAACUUUAUUUUCUAAAGUUGUAGCUCCAUGCAGCGUUGUUAUGUUUUGUCUGAUGUUCUGUUUACAUUUUAUUUUUAUUAUUGAUUCAGAAAACAAAAAAGAAUGGGUCAAGUUUUAGGAUGUGUUCAAGUUGAUCAAUCAACUGUAGCAAUCAAAGAGACUUUUGGAAAAUUCGACGAUGUUCUCCAGCCAGGUUGUCACUGUUUGCCAUGGUGCCUAGGUAGUCAAGUCGCUGGUCACCUUUCCUUGCGUGUUCAACAGCUCGAUGUUCGCUGCGAGACCAAAACUAAGGAUAAUGUGUUUGUCACUGUUGUUGCUUCCAUUCAAUACCGUGCCUUAGCUGAGAGUGCUCAAGAUGCUUUUUACAAGCUUAGCAACACUAGAAAUCAGAUUCAAGCUUAUGUCUUUGAUGUGAUCCGAGCAUGUGUUCCUAAGCUGGAUCUAGACUCAACCUUUGAGCAGAAGAACGACAUUGCAAAAACCGUUGAGAGUGAGCUUGAAAAGGCUAUGUCUCAUUAUGGGUAUGAGAUAGUUCAGACGCUUAUUGUGGACAUUGAGCCAGAUGUGCAUGUCAAGAGGGCAAUGAAUGAGAUCAAUGCCGCUUCGAGAAUGAGAGAGGCAGCGAGUGAGAAAGCUGAAGCAGAGAAGAUACUACAGAUCAAGAGAGCUGAAGGAGAAGCUGAAGCCAAAUACCUUUCGGGUCUUGGUAUAGCACGUCAGAGACAAGCCAUUGUGGAUGGUUUGAGAAACAGUGUGCUUGCAUUCUCUGAGUCUGUUCCAGGGACUUCUUCCAAAGACGUCAUGGACAUGGUUCUGGUGACUCAGUACUUUGACACACUUAAGGAUAUUGGAGCGUCUUCCAAGUCAAACUCGGUGUUUAUACCGCACGGUCCAGGAGCUGUUAAGGACAUUGCUUCACAGAUUAGGGAUGGUCUACUUCAGGGGAAAGCUGCUGAGUAAGAAGAUGUCAAAAGUAUAAGAACUUUCUUCAGGGUUUUAGAUGUUGUGAUGCGACUUAGUUUUUAUAUUUUGGUUUUCUGUUUCGUGAGUUCUUAAAAUACUUUUGAGUAUCUCAACAAUGGAAUUGUCUUAUAAGUUUUACUUGAAUCUCACUCAAUAAAAUUAUCUUAAUAGUGUCACUGCAAAGACAUGCCCUGAAAUAUUUAAGAACAUUGUAUCGGUUGAAACGGAGCAUUCCGUACUCGUUUACAGGUAAGUGUAGAAGUAUGUACUAAGAUUUUGAAUGUUUAGCUUUGGUAAACUCCGAUAAUUUAAAACACUUCAAUCAAUAC
Molecule: messenger RNA, 1672 nt
Organism: Eruca vesicaria subsp. sativa (arugula)
Lineage: Eukaryota; Viridiplantae; Streptophyta; Magnoliopsida; Brassicales; Brassicaceae
Source: the annotation of a GenBank genome assembly